Venustampulla echinocandica is the source of this 1152-nucleotide messenger RNA. RefSeq lists its product as uncharacterized. Lineage: Eukaryota; Fungi; Ascomycota; Leotiomycetes; Helotiales; Pleuroascaceae. Gene Ontology annotation, molecular function: sphingolipid delta-4 desaturase activity. Gene Ontology annotation, cellular component: membrane. The transcript has 3 exons. The record is from RefSeq and is a predicted model, not a curated record. Bases 1 to 1152 code for a protein of 383 amino acids. Gene Ontology annotation, biological process: ceramide biosynthetic process.
AUGUCAAUCCCAGCUUCAACUGUCGUUACUUCUUUGCCGGAAAAAGCCGAGGGAUCAGGAUCAGCAACACGGUUAAGAGCCUCGCAAAAUGGGAAGACAGAGACAACCUCAACUGCCCCUCCUUUAGAAGUAAAGGAGCACGAUUUCUUCUGGACCUACACGGAAGAACCCCAUCGAACGCGUCGACAAGCAAUUAUUAAAGCACAUCCCGAGGUUACAAAACUCUGUGGGCCAGAGCCACUCACCAAAUACGUUGUCGUCUUCGUCGUCUCCAUCCAAAUCCUCUGCGCAUACCUCCUCCAAAACACGCCAUUUAUAUCAUGGAGAUUCAUCCUCACCGCAUAUGUAAUUGGCGCGACGGCGAACCAGAAUUUGUUCCUGGCUAUCCAUGAGAUAUCGCAUAAUUUGGCAUUCCGGAGUCCGGCGGCGAAUAGGGCCAUUGCUAUGGUUGCAAAUCUACCAAUUGGGAUUCCUUAUAGUGCUUCUUUCAGGCCCUACCAUCUCACCCACCACAAAUCCCUCGGCGUUGAUGGCCUCGAUACAGACCUACCAACCGCGCUGGAGGCUGUAUUCUUCGACUCGAUCCUAGGAAAAGCCUUCUUCUGCACAUUCCAAAUCCUCUUCUACGCCCUCCGCCCGAUGUGCGUCUACUCAAUCGAUUUCACCAGCGUCCACCUAUUCAACAUCAUCGCCCAGGUGCUCUUCGAUUAUAUCCUUGUGAAAUCCACAUCUCCCAGCGCUCUCUACUAUUUGAUCCUAUCCUCCUUCCUAGCAGGCAGUCUCCACCCCACCGCGGGGCACUUCAUCGCGGAGCACUACGUUUUCGACGCCCCUACCCCCGCCGCCAACGAACCUUUAACCAACACCCCCAUCCCAGAGACGUUUUCAUAUUACGGCCCGCUCAACUUCUUCACCUAUAAUGUGGGUCUACAUAAUGAGCAUCACGAUUUCCCUGCUGUUCCCUGGACACGGUUACACAAGUUAAACAGCAUCGCAAACGAGUUUUAUAGAGAUUUGCCGAGGCACGAGAGUUGGAUAGCAGUUAUCUGGAGGUUUAUCCUAGAUGAUAAGGUCGGUAUGAGGUGCAGGGUUAAGAGGAAGGAGGGCGGACGAAAGGUUGGGGCCUGGAAAGAGGCGGAGGUGCAGGCUUGA